UCACAAUUUUCCUAUUGAGUGAACUUCAAGGCAAGAAAACAGAGGGAGAACACAAUGACCAGUUUGUUUCCAUCAACGAAAAAUCAUAUCUCCUAUAGAAUCAUAUGGAUGAUCUUUGUGAUCCCUUCUUGUGUUUACUCGGCUAGUGUGGAGCUUCACAGACUCUGCAGUGCCCCGUUUAGCUGCGGUAAUCAAGAAGGUCUUUUCUACCCUUUCUGGAUAUCUGGCAGAGAAGCAUGUGGCCACCCCGACUUCAAACUCAACUGUAGUGGAGGAUUUGCGGAGUUUAACAUCUCCUCCGCAAAGUUCAUAAUCUUAGAGGCAAACUCUACCUCUCGUGUCGUAAGACUCGCUAGAUCGGAUUAUACAGGCGAUCUCUGUCCACCAUACCCGCUAAACUCGCCGUUGUUCAACGAAUACGUCCUUCCAUUAGCUACUGGCACCGAGAUGAUGACGAUAUACUACGGAUGCCCGGAGGUUUCGCAAACUGACUCUACUUACCUUGGUGACCUCGAUUGUGAAGAUGACGAUGAUGAUGAUGAGAAAAGUUACUAUGUGUCGAGAAACCGAUCGUCUCUUGCACUUGGUGAGAUUUGCAAACGUCACGUCAGCAUUCCCGCAGAUGGAACGUCUCUGAACACACUGCAAAGCGUUCCAACUCUAGGUAGUCUAAAGAAGGUUAUCGCGGAUGGUUUCAAGCUUGGAGCUAACAGAGAAUGUUGGGCGUGCGAAUAUUCUAAGGGUGCUUGUGGAUAUAAUCAGAGCUCAAAUGGAUUCGUCUGCUAUUGUAUUGACGGGCAUCAAAAUGUUACUUGCGGUUCUUCAAGCUGGAAUAAAGGCCUCUCUACUGUAGCAAAAGCAGGCCUCUCAACAGGAAAGAAAGCAGGAAUCGGAACUGCUUUAGGUUUGGUGGGAAUCAUUCUUAUAGCCGGAGGUUUGUUCUGUACGUUCAAACGGAGAAAGAAAACACAGGCAGCUGAAUACAUUAGCAAAGACUUGGUCAUCACGUCUUCGAGUAAGGAAGCAUCAAACAAUCCAACUUCCACAACAGUUUCAUACACCGAUCUCCCUCUUCUCCCCUCAGUUUCUAGCACUGCAAACAGAAGCGUCUUCUUUGGAGUUCAAGUCUUCAGCUACGAAGAACUCGAGGAAGCCACUCAAAAUUUCUCUAGAGAACUCGGAGAUGGCGGAUUCGGUACAGUCUACUACGGCGUGCUCAAGGAUGGACGAGCCGUAGCAGUGAAACGACUAUACGAAAGAUCGCUAAAACACGUCGAACAGUUCAAGAACGAGGUCGAGAUCUUGAAAUCGUUGAAGCAUCCGAAUCUUGUGAUUCUCUACGGAUGCACAUCGAGACAUAGCAAAGAGCUUUUACUUGUCUACGAGUAUAUCUCAAACGGAACCCUCGCAGAUCAUCUCCACGGAGAUCGCGCUGAAUCUCGUCCUCUUUGCUGGUCAGUUCGUCUAAACGUUGCGAUCGAAACCGCAAGCGGUUUAGCAUUUCUCCACGCAUCCGGGAUCAUACAUAGGGAUGUGAAGACAACAAACAUUCUCCUGGACGAGAACUACACGGUGAAAGUAGCUGACUUCGGCCUCUCUCGGUUGUUUCCGAUGGAUCAAACUCACGUCUCCACCGCGCCGCAAGGUACUCCGGGCUAUGUAGAUCCGGAGUACUUCCAAUGUUACCGUCUAAACGAGAAGAGCGACGUUUACAGCUUCGGGGUCGUGCUAGUAGAGCUCAUCUCUUCCAAAGAAGCUGUAGACAUCACCAGGCAAAGCCACGACGUCAACCUCGCGAAAAUGGCUGUUGCCAAAAUCCAGAGCAACGCGUUGCACGAGCUCGUUGAUCCGAUCCUGGGAUUCGAGAAGGAUCCAGAGGUGAGGAGGAAGAUGAUGUCGGUGGCUGAGCUUGCGUUUCGAUGUUUGCAGCACGAGAGGGAAAUGAGGCCGACGAUGGAUGAGAUCCUGAAGAUCUUGCGAGGGAUUAAGGAGGAGCAGAUCGGCCAGGAUGUGGUGGAUAUUGGCGGGGUUGAUGUUGGAUUGCUCAGACUUAGUGUUCCUCCGCCGAUAUCGCCUGAAACUGAUACGUGGACGAGCAAGAGCAGUUCAGAGGAUAUGGACGCUAUUCCUUUUUGA
Messenger RNA from Brassica oleracea var. oleracea, 2136 nucleotides. Its product is annotated as probable serine/threonine-protein kinase At1g18390. Gene Ontology annotation, molecular function: polysaccharide binding; protein kinase activity; ATP binding. The record is from RefSeq and is a predicted model, not a curated record. Lineage: Eukaryota; Viridiplantae; Streptophyta; Magnoliopsida; Brassicales; Brassicaceae. The transcript is spliced from 6 exons. Gene Ontology annotation, biological process: protein phosphorylation. Bases 55 to 2136 code for a protein of 693 amino acids.